This is a messenger RNA of Pelagomonas calceolata, 352 nucleotides long. NCBI's taxonomy places the organism in Eukaryota, Pelagophyceae, Pelagomonadales, Pelagomonadaceae. The record is from the annotation of a GenBank genome assembly.
AUGUACUUGCGGACCAUCGGAGCCUGUGUGACGUGCGUGACGGCGGCCGGGCGGUCGGUUUGCUAUCUCUCUUGCUGUGACGACGCGUCGGCAGUAGAAAAACAAGUUAGUCUCAUCGAUCGAGGACCUCCGAAGGUGUCCUAAGGUUAAUGUUAUCGGUUCGUCAGUCGCGUGAAGGGGCGUCGUGCUUUGCGGUGCGCUGGGGCGUGCAGUGGGCGCGGCGACGGCGCUAGCUGCAGCGAUGGCUGUCAGGCUUCUGUUGGGCUUUUCGCUACGCGCGCUCUGUGCAGCGGAGAGCUGCAGCGCGGCUGUUUUAGCGGCCCGCCGGCUUUGGCAGCUAGCGUCCCGUAAG